AUGGCAAGGUCAAUGCUAAAUAGGCAGGAAAUCUGCAAAGUCUUUGUACUGGUCAUCGUCAAUGAAGAAUUUACUAGUCCUUAUCAGCGCCGUUUUGGCGCUCAUCGUGACAGAGGAAAUAUAAUGGCAUUUUGUAAAAAAUAUCCAAAUUUUACUGUCAAUGAUAUCAGCGAACUAAAAAAGUUCAAUGAUACGACAGAUGGCAUGCAGCAAAAUAUUAACACCACGGAACUGGCGUUAACUAACGAUGGCAAGAUAAAAGUAGAUGACCUUACAGCAGGCGAAAUUGAAAAUCUUUUUAAGGCCAUUUCUGAGGGAGAUUACAGAACCUACGAUGCAUUUAUGUGCUUCAUAUCAAGUCAUGGAAACUUGAGGGGAAUUGUAGGAGCUGAUGGUAACACGUUUAGCGUUGAAGAUAUUCUUGGUCGUCUCAAAACGUGUCCAACUUUGGUAGGCAAGCCAAAGCUUUUCUUUACCCAUAGUUGCAGAGGAUACAUGACAGCCACUGGGGUGACGCCGGUUUGUCGGGGCAGGGUGGUAGCCGAUCAUGGAUUCCCAAUUACUAUUCCCAUGGAAGCUGAUAUACUGGUUGCCUUUUCAAGUAUAGAUGGGUACGCAUCAUAUAGAGAUGAGGAGGAAGGAUCAUGGUUUAUCACUGUGUUGACGAAGGUUUUAAACGAGCAUGCACACGAGAUGAAUUUGACCGACAUGCUUGCUAUAGUCAACGAACUUGUUUCCGGAAUGGAGUAUAAUUCCUGGAAACAAAUGCCGUGUUUUAUGAGCACCUUGAGGAAGGUUGUCUAUUUCAAAACCGAAUCCCGUGAAACGCAUCCAUCUUCAGAAGAAUUACCUACAGCUUCAGGAGAAUUACAUUGA
This is a messenger RNA of Paramuricea clavata, 876 nucleotides long. The record is from the annotation of a GenBank genome assembly. NCBI's taxonomy places the organism in Eukaryota, Metazoa, Cnidaria, Anthozoa, Malacalcyonacea, Plexauridae.